Anopheles aquasalis is the source of this 507-nucleotide messenger RNA. It is a transcript of the gene cype, whose product is annotated as cytochrome c oxidase subunit cyclope. The record is from RefSeq and is a predicted model, not a curated record. NCBI's taxonomy places the organism in Eukaryota, Metazoa, Arthropoda, Insecta, Diptera, Culicidae.
CCAGUGACAGCUGUGAACCUGUCCCCGUCGUCUCAGUGCGCCGUCAAGAUUUUUCGCUGCUCGGAGCUGGGAGUGCAAAAAUUCUGAAACUAAACACCGCUAAGAUGUCGUCGGAAGUUGCAUCGCGAAUCCAGAAACCCGUCCUGCGAGGACUCCACAAUGCCACCAUCAAGCGCAACCUGAUUGUGUCCAGCGUCCUGUGCACGAUCGCCGUUGUCGCGAUGAAGGUGAUGCACAACGAUCCGAAGGUGCAAGACUACGCUGAGUUCUACAAGACCUACGAUGCAAACAAGGCGUUCCAGCGCAUGAAGGAUGCCGGUCUUCUGCAGUCGGUGAAGGAUUAAAUGGCUACCCCCCCACCCGCAGUUGACAGAAUAGUAAUGAAAAGAAAAUGUGGUCGAUACCUUGUUUCGAAAGGCCAGUGCCGGGCUGUCGGUACAUUACCAUCAUUGGCCAGCGGCACGUUGAGUGAAGGAACGAAAUAAAUCCUGUUCUAAACGUAGGAAA